This is a messenger RNA of Lepidothrix coronata (blue-crowned manakin), 1575 nucleotides long. RefSeq names its product ectonucleoside triphosphate diphosphohydrolase 8-like. The transcript has 8 exons. Gene Ontology annotation, molecular function: GDP phosphatase activity; UDP phosphatase activity. Bases 245 to 1279 code for a protein of 344 amino acids. Gene Ontology annotation, biological process: nucleoside diphosphate catabolic process. Gene Ontology annotation, cellular component: plasma membrane. The record is from RefSeq and is a predicted model, not a curated record. NCBI's taxonomy places the organism in Eukaryota, Metazoa, Chordata, Aves, Passeriformes, Pipridae.
AGGGAGGCAUCCGGGCAUGUCCCAAAGGGCUCAGGCUGCUCCCAGGCCUUUGGGAAAUCUCACAAAAACUGACAUUUUUUAGCAAGCUGGCAGCAGAAAGUAGCAGGGGAGAGAGGUGUAAACCCAACAGGAAGGGCAGCAUCCUUUGCCGGGGUCAGGACCAGGAGGAAGACGGCCACCCCCAGCACUCCCAGCAGGGCCGCCGAGCUCCAGCCCACCGCCCUGAGCAGGCGCGUCGGCAUCGAUGGUUGGAGGAGGAAUGGACACCAAAGCCAAGGCUGUUGCAGGUCUCCUGGCAGCCACUUGUGUCUGCAGCAUCAUCACCCUCAUUCUGAGCGUUGUGAACGUGAAGGAUGUGUUUCUUCCCCCCAGCACCAAGUACGGGCUGGUGUUUGACGCCGGCUCCACACACACGUCCCUCUACACCUACCGGUGGCCCGCGGACAAGGAGAACGGCACCGGCAUCGUGUCCCAGGUGGAUGUUUGCACCGUGGAAGGUGAGUGUGCUGGGAUGUGCCUGUCCCUCUCCCUGCCCAGCUCACCUGGGGGACGCUGUGGCUGCCCAGCUCCGGUGCUUGCCAGGGUGGCUGUUCCACAUGCCAAAGCUGGUUCACAUCAGGUGUGGUACCAGGAGAAUGUCACCGUGGCAGAGCUCUACGACAGUCCGUGUGUGCGUGCCCCCAGCACAGCCAGCCCUGCCCAGGUGCUGACGGUGACGGGCACAGGGGACCCAGCCAGGUGCAGCACGGCCGUGCAGAAACUCUUCAACUUCAGCUGCGGGGCCCAGAGGCCGUGCGGGUUCAACGGGGUGUACCAGCCCCCCGUGCGGGGACAGUUCUUUGCCUUUGCUGGGUUCUACUACACCUUCCACUUCCUGAACCUGACCAGCCAGCAGUCUCUGAAUGAUGUCAACACCACGAUCCUGGCCUUCUGCAAGAGGAACUGGUCGGAGCUGGAGCGGACCUUCCCGCAGGACAAGAAGUACCUGCACACGUACUGCUCCGCAGCCAUUUACAUCCUGACGCUGCUGCUCGAUGGCUUCAAGUUCAAUGAGCACACCUGGAGCAACAUCCACUUCAGCCAGCAGGCAGCACACACAGACAUCGGUUGGACACUGGGCUUCAUGCUGAACUUCACCAACAUGAUCCCUGCGGAGCCUCUGGAACUCGUCAAGGGUCACCAGCCUGGGCUGUGGGCAGGGGCUGUCUCCUUCAUUGUGCUGGCCCUUGUGACAGGCCUGGUGGCUGCUUUCCUCCUGUGUUUCUGGAAAACCAAGUAGCUCCCAGCCUCCUGACUCCAGGCAUCCUGCCCACUAACCCAGGCAAGGAAGUGGUGCAGAAGAGGUGGAAGGGGGAGAAGAAUGAGGGCAUUAGACCCAUCUCCAUUGCUCCGGAGAUCUGACUGGGUCAUCUCUGUGAAUGUCUAAGAUUACAAAGUUGUCUUGAUCUCUCUGAACCUCCAAGAGGAAAAGACUCCUUUAAUCUGACUGCCAAAAGCUGACUGAGACUUGGUGGCUCGAUGAAGCCAGAUAAAUUCAAACUAGAAAUAAAAUCUGUUUUGUUUUUCAAAUAUGAA